UGCUGUUGCCGGCGAGCGAGCGGCGCGGCGGAGGGCAGCGGAGGCCGAGGGUGAGGGCGGUGGCGGCGGCGCCUGUAGCUCACCCAGAAGCUGCAGCGAGGCUACCCGUGGCGGGCACAGGGGGACACCGGCAGCGAGCGUUAGGCGGCGGCGGCGGCAGGAGCUCGGUAGCGGCUCAGGCGGCGAGGAUGCUGCCGAGGAGGCUGUGCUUGGUGCCGCUCCUGCUGGCGCUGGGCGUGGGGAGCAGCAGCGGCAGUGGCGACGGCGGGGACAGCCGGCGGCGCCGCCUCCUCGCGGCGAAAGUCAAUAAACACAAGCCAUGGAUUGAGACAUCGUAUCAUGGAGUCAUUACAGAGAACAACGACACAGUCAUCUUGGAUCCUCCACUGGUAGCCCUGGAUAAAGAUGCCCCAGUGCCUUUUGCAGGGGAAAUCUGUGCAUUCAAGAUCCACGGGCAGGAGCUGCCCUUUGAGGCUGUGGUGCUCAAUAAGACAUCUGGAGAAGGCCGGCUCCGUGCCAAGAGUCCCAUCGACUGUGAGCUACAGAAGGAGUACACAUUCAUCAUCCAGGCCUAUGACUGUGGUGUGGGGCCCCGGGAGGCAGCCUGGAAGAAGUCACACAAGGCUGUGGUCCACAUCCAGGUGAAGGAUGUCAAUGAGUUUGCUCCCACCUUCAAAGAGCCAGCCUACAAGGCCAUUGUCACGGAGGGCAAGAUCUACGACAGCAUCCUGCAGGUGGAAGCCAUCGAUGAAGACUGCUCCCCCCAGUACAGCCAGAUCUGCAACUAUGAAAUUGUCACAACAGAUGUGCCUUUUGCCAUUGACAGAAACGGCAACAUCAGGAACACUGAGAAGCUAAGCUUUGACAAACAACGUCAGUAUGAGAUCCUGGUAACCGCUUAUGACUGUGGACAGAAACCUGCUGCUCAGGACACCCUGGUACAAGUGGACGUGAAGCCAGUGUGCAAGCCUGGCUGGCAAGACUGGACCAAACGGAUUGAGUACCAGCCUGGCUCGGGGAGUGUGCCCUUGUUCCCCAGCAUCCACCUGGAGACGUGCGAUGGCGCCGUGUCUUCUCUCCAGGUCACCGCCGAACUGCAGACUAAUUACAUCGGCAAGGGCUGCGACCGGGAGACCUACUCCGAGAAAUCCCUUCAGAAAUUAUGCGGAGCAUCCUCAGGCAUCAUCGACCUUUUGCCAUCCCCCAGCGCGGCUACCAACUGGACUGCGGGACUGCUGGUGGACAGCAGUGAGAUGAUCUUCAAGUUUGAUGGCAGGCAGGGUGCCAAGAUCCCCGAUGGGAUUGUGCCCAAGAACCUGACAGACCAGUUCACCAUCACUAUGUGGAUGAAACAUGGCCCCAGCCCUGGCGUGAGAGCCGAGAAGGAAACCAUCCUCUGUAACUCGGAUAAAACUGAGAUGAACCGGCAUCACUACGCCCUGUAUGUGCACAACUGCCGCCUCGUCUUCCUCCUGCGGAAAGACUUCGACCAGGCAGAUACCUUCCGCCCUGCAGAGUUUCACUGGAAGCUGGACCAGAUUUGUGACAAAGAGUGGCAUUACUAUGUCAUCAAUGUGGAGUUUCCUGUGGUCACCCUAUACAUGGAUGGAGCAACAUAUGAACCAUACCUGGUGACCAAUGACUGGCCCAUUCAUCCAUCUCAUAUAGCCAUGCAACUUACUGUCGGCGCCUGUUGGCAAGGAGGCGAAGUAGCCAAACCACGGUUUGCACAGUUUUUCCAUGGCAGCCUCGCCAGCCUCACGAUCCGCCCUGGAAAAAUGGAAAGCCAGAAGGUGAUUUCUUGUCUGCAAGCCUGCAAAGAAGGGCUGGAUAUUAAUUCCUUGGAAAGCCUCGGGCAAGGAAUAAAGUAUCACUUCAACCCUUCACAGUCCGUCCUCGUGAUGGAAGGUGAUGACAUUGGGAACAUCAACCGAGCCCUCCAGAAGGUGUCCUACAUCAACUCCAGGCAGUUCCCAACAGCAGGGGUCCGGCGCCUCAGACUCUCUUCCAAAGUCCAGUGCUUUGGGGAAGAUGUGUGCAUCAGCAUCCCAGAUGUGGACGCCUACAUCAUGGUCCUGCAGGCCAUCGAGCCCCAGAUCACCCUCCAGGGAACAGAGCGCUUCUGGAGACCGGCUGCCCAGUUUGAAAGUGCCAGAGGAGUGACUCUAUUCCCUGACAUCAAGAUUGUGAGCAGCUUUGCCAAAACGGAAGCCUCUGGGGACACGAGAGCCACAGGCACAGCCCCCAAAUCGUCAGUCUUGGAAGAAAUGCUACACAACUUGGAUUUCUGUGACAUUUUGGUACUUGGAGGGGACCUGGAUCCGAGACAUGAGUGCUUGGAGCUCAACCACAGUGAGCUUCACCAACGACACCUAGAUGCCACGAACUCUACGGCAGGCUACUCCAUCUAUGGUGUAGGGUCCAUGAGCCGCUACGAGCAAGUGCUGCACCAUCUCCGUUACCGCAACUGGCAUCCGACUUCCCUUGAGACCCGGAGGUUCCGGAUCAAGUGUUCAGAACUCAAUGGGCGUUACACUAGCAAUGAGUUCAACCUGGAGGUCAGUGUCCUCCAUGAAGUCAGAGUCUCUGAUAAGGAGCACGUCAACCACCUUGUUGUGCAGCCACCCUUCCUCCAGUCUGUCCAUCACCCUGAGUCCCGGACUAGUAUCCAACGCAGCUCAGUGGUCCCGAGCAUCGCCACAGUGGUCAUCAUUAUCUCCGUGUGCAUGCUGGUGUUCGUUGUGGCCAUGGGUGUCUACCGAGUCCGAAUUGCCCACCAGCAUUUUCUCCAAGAGACCGAGGCCGCCAAAGAGGCUGAGAUGGAUUGGGAUGACUCGGCCCUGACGAUCACAGUCAACCCUAUGGAGAAACACGAAGGACCAGGGCGUGGGGAAGAUGAGACUGAAGGAGAGGAAGAAGAGGAAGCAGAGGAAGGCGUGAGCUCCAGCAGCAGCGGCUCUGACGACAGUGAAGAGGAAGAGGAGGAAGGCACGGGCAGAGGCAGACAUGGGCAGAGCGGCACGAGGCAAGCCCAGCUAGAGUGGGAUGAUUCCACUCUCCCCUACUAGCUCCCGCAGCUCUGCUGACCACCCUGUGUGCCCCUUUUGUAAAGCCCAACCCAAUGUAUACCCAAGCCUGUCACACUCACCUCUGAUUUCUAUGACAGGUCUGGGAAGGCCAUCGGCUUCCCCGAAUCUGCCCUCUGUGGUUUGGGUACUGCCGGUGUUCCCAGCCGUAGGGCAGUUCCAAGAGCCCAGUGUCACCAUCAGUGAGGACUUCAGGAUGGUUCCAUUGUCCUGUAGCCCUCACUGCCCUGGGCUCACCCAGAAUCCUGUCACUCACCCAGUCUACAGAGUUCUGAACACGUUCUUUUCUGCAGGGGAGAAGUCCACCUUUGUCACUUACCACCCCGAAGUUAGUGUUCUCAGACUCCUUGGGUUGUUACUCACUGUGUAUGUACUUAACUAAACAGCCUUUCUCCACCUACACCAGCAGGUCCUCCCUAGGUUUGGUCUCCAGGUUGCUUUUUACAGGGAGGGCAAUGGAAUCUCAUAAACCUAAGGUCUUAGAGCUGAAGAACUGAAAAGAAAGCCUUUGUUGAAGCAGAAUUGAGUUUCCAGGGAAGGGUUCAUAGGAUACCUGUACAUAUACAAACACCACACACAAACACACACUUACACAUACAUACACACACACACACACAAAGUUCCUAGCUUUGAGAGCCUUUUCUUUUUACUUCUUUCUAAGACUACAUAAACUAGUAUAAAAAGUUCAAAACCAAAAGUCAGUUGGUCUUUGACCAUAAGUAGUGUGGAUCCUCAUCAAAGGGCUUACUGACCAGCGUUCGGACCUGCCUGGGGAUGCCUGGGUAAGUGGGGCGGCCCUGUCGGGGGCUAUCACCACACAGAACCUCGGGACCCAGGAAGCAUGUCACAAGGCACUGCUCGGGUGACAGCUUAAGUUUGGCUGUUGCCAGGAGCCCGAGAAAGGACUAAUGGGGUGACUCAGCAAGGUUCAUAGUGGCUGGAAAUCUGCUUUGACAGGGGGUUGGUAUGGUUGGACUCCCCUAGAUAAGGGCAGCCUUAAGGUUGACAAGGCUGCCACCACCUAGCCUGUGGUCCUUUAUCUCCUAGGUGACUGUUUUCUCUCGAGGAAAUAACAUCAUUUUCAGAUGUAGUGGAACAAAUAUGUGCUCUCGCAGUCUGCGAUGGAAGUUGGAAAAUUUAACUGCUAGGAAUUCAAAGCGUAUUCAUGAUAAUAGCAGCUGCCUCUUUCUUUUUCUCAUAAAAGGAGGGACGCUUUGAAUAGGGGGCAAAUAUAUCAAAACCCUAAUUUCUUGUUUCUUUUUCUUAUUUUAAUAAGGAAGACUUUUCCAUCCCCAUUCUAACAUGGGCACUUCGUGAGGAGAAUUGUUGCUAUAGUAACUAGUGGACAAUCUUUUGUGGCCAAGAGAAUAGCAGGCAAGAAUGAAGGCUGUGGCAAGGGCCCCACAAGGCUUUGAAAACAUGUUUGCUCCAAACACCUUGAGCUCCCCUUGUUCUCAGUCUGUUUAGGCCAUCCUCCUCAUCCCACUCUUCCCCAGGCCCAUCCCAAAUUGACUCGGUCCCCGUCCACCGUCAGUUUCUCGUCACAUAACUUUGGGGUUCAACUAACUAUUCCCCCAUACCAUUCAACAGAACAUUCGGAGAGUGGCUGUGACUGAUGUCGUCCAGUCCUCUGCUCAGCCCUCUGGGCAGUGAGGAUCCAUGCCAGGUCUCCGCCCCCUUCCAGCUGGAGAGAUCUACCGCAUGCUAUAGCUCCGUCUCCUGGGGCGUUUCACGCACACCUUCCCUUUCUUGAGCCUCCAAGUAACUUUGGGAAAUAUUUGAGAAAUCUGCUAGCGGGUAUGUUUCUGGGCUGAGUAAACUGAGGCUCAGAGUCAGUGUCCUGCUCAGAGUCUGUUCAGAGGUAUAGGCUGUCCUCUGCUCACAGUCCAUGGUUCUACUUAUGUCUGUAUUAACACACGUUCCUGGGUACCCACUAUGCGCUAAGUACUCUCCAGUGGGGAGGGCAUGAAGCUGAAGGAGACAGGCCUUUCCCCAUAGAGGACCUGAGAGUUAACAGAAGACACACAAACAAGUCUGGGAAUUACACAGGAGAAAGGAGAAGGAAGUGACAGAAAAUGCAGGUUGAACAGGGACACAUUUACCAACUCAAUCGGUGCCCUAAUUUUUCUUUCUUGGAAGAAACUUGAGAUUUUAUAUUCAUUGCUGGGAAAUAGACACAUCUCUCGUGAAUUACCCCCAAUCAAAUGCCCCUUUUCUGUUAAGCACUUUCUGCACAUUUACAAGGGGAAAAAUCUACAGGACCAGUUAGGGCUUCACAAUCCCAUUAUUUAAAUAAAAAGACAUUCUUCAGUCAGGCAUAUUAGGAGCUACUGAAUUCUCCCAAAAUUAUGGCAGUAAAGGGAACACUUUGUAUGUUUAAAACCAAUCCUUUUUGAAUGAGAUUUUGAUUGCAAAUAUUUAAGUCUAGGGUUUAUGAGAGUGCUUUGUUCUGCUCUGACUUUCCAGUUCCGAUUGGGUGGAAAGCUGUUCUCGUGCCCCCGGGCUACCUCUUGUGGCUGCCUUACUCAUUCAUGGUUAGGUGAACUGCUUGGAGUAUUAGAAGACCUUUAUGUUUUGUAUGAUGUGGAGGAGGGGAAAGCAGAUGGAGGUUAGGAAGCAUUAGGAUAAACCAGCAAAGAUGUGUCAUUGCAGGGGGCAUUUGGUGGCUGGACUUAUUUGCAGGGAAAUGGUGAUAACAAGAAACGAAAGCCUUUCCCUCCUCUGGCAGUGCACAAGGUCAUUCUCUAUGCCAACUCCAAAGCUGAGGCAUCUAAAUGAUGCUACUGGGACCAGAGGCAUUUAUCCUGUUCCCAACACUCACUUGUUACCUUGGGUAAGAUCGAGGAGGGGUUGUAGUCAUAAAAUAACCAGCUUCAGCAGGCAUCCAGGUAAGUGGUAGGUAACGGCAUAUGCUUCCCACCAGAUACUCUGGCCAAAAGUGUAAGAUGUUAAUCACAUUGGCAUUUCUCAGGCUCUGUAGGGUGGUUUUUUGAAACCCGAACUCCCAGAUGAUUUGGACACUCUGUGACUUCUCAGGGACAGAUGAGCAGUCAAGGAGAGGCAAACUCAGUCCCAGGAGAAGCAGCUGAUUGGUUUGGCCACAGACCAGUCCAUUGCUUAGCUGGCCAAAUGGACAACCUGAGUCUGCUGUUCAGAGCUUGGAAAUAGGUUGAGCCUGAAAACAGGUAGACUGCCAUACGCAGGCAACCUAAAAGACAGAGAGGGUGAGAAAAAGGAGGAUGAGGUCAGAAGAGACCAGCACUGAGUGGGUUGACCCACUGGAGAAAAGCCAUUAAGCCCAUUGAAGAAGUCUCUCCAGGAAAGCUGACUGUAUUCUAACAGAUUUAAACAAAUACUAUUAGUCUGGCCAAGGCUCUGAGUUACACAGAUGCAAAAUCUGUGAUUUCUGUAAGAACUUUCUUCAAUUAGCCAUCCGUCCGCCAUGCUUAGUUUAGACCAUGGGUUCUCAGGUUAUCCAGGGAGUCUUCCAGGGACCCUGAGUCUCUACGAAGGCGACCUCUGCUAGUGCCCCCUUCCUGUGCAUCAGAGAUCAACAGCUUAUGUCUGGAAAGAUCCAGAAAGGAGAGACUUAGGGCAGUAAACAUUUGUUCUCUCUGUUGCUCCUGUUGAGUCCCACCUUAUGGCAUGAAAGCAGUCACAGACAAUACAAACAAAGGGACUUUCCAAUUCAUUUCUCCAUCAGCUUCCCUGGAAAAUUGAUUUAUGACAUUGGAAAAAAAAGAGGAAAUUUGAACUCCUUGAAUUCAAUUCAUGUCAUAAAGCUUUUACUCUCUAUAUUUCUCAUUUCCCACACAAAACUUAGCCUGCAAGACAUUGAGAAAACUAGCCACCAGGUAAAUCCAUGUGAGUACCCACAAUCCACAGGAAGUAGCCCUCCAUUUCCCAGGAGAAAAACUAUACCAGCGUGCCUCUAUCAGCUCCCUAGUGGUCGGUGCCUUGAAUUGAACAGCUGGAAAACACUAGGCUCUUCCUGAAAACUCCCUUAGAAGUUCACGGAAUAUUGGAGAAAAUGGAAAAAAUAAAUAAAUAAGCGAACCAACAGAAAUCCCACUUGUUAUUUUUGAACUGAUCAAAUCAGACAAAUAUCCCCAAGGGCCAGAUGCCUUGGACCCAGGGAACUGGCUAAUCACUGAGCACUGACUAUCUCCUCUGCUGAAGCAGGAGCUAACUCCCCAGGCUCGGCACCUUCCCAGCAGGGCUCAGUCCAUAAUGAUUUCCAAGCAGAAGUGUUCAUUAUCUGGGACUGAUUUUCAUUUCAGCCCUGUUCAUGUCUUCGCUCUAAAAAUGAUCCUAAAGACUUGUGGCUGUUUGAAUCAAUAGCAACACAAUCAGCAGAAAGCCCUACCCGGUACACUUCAAAAUUAACCGUCUUCUUGCCUCCGUGACUCGAUAUUAGCAGCAAAGGAAGGAGUGCCUUUUCUUAAUCAUCUCCCCACAUUGAAAUUAAUCAGAUUGGCUUUUCAAAAUAAAUAAAUAAAUAUAAAUAAAAAAAUGGGAGGGAACAAAUCUAAUUCUUUAGAAGAAUUUGCCAGUGAAUUGUAGAUGAUGUUCACAUAAUAUGUAGCCUCUGGGGGUUCCCAGACUCUCCUGCAAUGUGCUCAGGCAGUUGCGAUGGUGCAGGCGUCUCGAUCUGGGCCAGACAUUUAUCGAGGCUGACAAGCCAAAGCCCUUGGCACGGUUUAAUUUUCAUGUAACCGCUUUCCAUUGUCCAGCUGCAGGGAGAGGAAAUGAGCGAUGCCAGCUUAGAAGUCAACUCCAGCACCCUCGUUUGACUGUCUUUAUUUGUUCUGCGUUAGCUUCCUUCCGACACUGGCAGAAAGGGAGAGUGGGUUUUAGAGGAGCUAGGGCGUAGGAGCCAAGCUUGACUUUGUCCCAUGGUAACAAAGGACACAGAAAGGACUUCCACAAGCAUCCCAGAGAACAGUCAGAUGGCUGCUGUGUCAGUCCGUUAGCCGAUGGGAGUCUCUGUGGUUGUGUUCAACCAAUUCAGCAAGUCCUCUCUGAGCACCCGUGAGGGCUAGACUCAAAGAUGGGGCAUGGGGAAGAGAGAUUGAAUGAAACAGAGACUUGCUCGUGAGGAUCCCCGGUCUUGUAUGCCAGAGGCGUCCACAAGCGGUUAGGACGGUCAGGGGUAGAAUAUAAUUGCUUUGCAGUCACCUGCUUGAAGUUAGAUGGCAGGAAAGAUCCUAGGGGUGCUGAAGGGCCUCCAUGAAAAGACAGAGAAGAUCUUUAGGGAAGUGAGCACUGUGCUCUGCAAUGCUCUUUCAUUAUCAGGGUUUAGAUCACUUAUAGAAGAAAGCCUUUCCCUCCAUGCCCAAAUAAUAUGACUGAUGGCUGAGAUUUGGUAAAACUAAGACAGAGGACGUCCUUACAUAGGAGCCGCAGCCAGGCAGAUCGGACAGGUUAUGAACCGUUGCUGUGGAGGAAGAGACCAGCGUCUGCUAGCAUUGGGAGGGGCUGCUAACAAUCCGGAGAAAAUAACCAGCUCCUAAGAGGGUCCGAGAGGAAAACAGAGCAGGGCCCCGGUUCACACCCCUGGAGCAAUAAUUUCAAAAAACCAAGUCCCAAUUCCAAUUUCUCUCCUCUGCCUGGGUGUGAGGUGAUCACUGCCCACAUGGCCCUUCUACAGUAAGGGGGGGACACUGCCUAGAAGGGUUGUACUAAAGUCACCCAGCCCCAGGGAGGCCACCUACCCAGCUUGCCCAGUUCCUGGCCUAUAAAGCCUGUUCUGUGUGGAAGCAGAGAGACUGCAGGGAGGAGCCCAGGCCACUAGGAGGCCACUUAGCUCUCAGAGUACAUCCCGGAGAACAGGGUCCUUCAAGGACACUCCCAGCUUGGUACAGCACUACUCAUUGGUAAUGAGACUGGGGAACGCAGUCACAAAGCAAACACUAAAUUGGAUGGGGAAUGGAUUGCUUCUCUUGGCAGGACAGUAAGCUAUGUUACUAAAAAUAGAAAAAACCUAACAGUCAAACCAGCAGCUUUACCUACAGUGGGAAUCUCAUUCCUGUAGUCUAGGUAAGCACCAGGCCCAAACCAUUGCCCUUUGCUUGAAUGACCAGAUACCUGGGCCUGAUUUCCAGUAUAAGAUCUAUGGUACAAGCACCAUAAACCCUCAGCUGGAAUUCCUUACUGUUUUACCAGUUACUGUGCCUGUGACCUAAGUCUACAUAUUGGAAUCUCAGGGUCAAGGUCAGAGGUGAGGGCACAUAAGCCAAGAGACCCCGUCCUGCUCAGAAACGUCCCUCCUCACAGAUGCUUCCGUGAGCCCCCUAAGGACUCCAAAGGGAACCUGACACUACAUAUCUUUAAAAAGUUAGAAUCUACCUUUUUCAUUAAGUAGAAGAAAUGGGAGCAGAGGAAAAAACAAAUGUAGGACAUGCCUGUUAUUUACCUGUGGGAAGCAAGAGGAAACCAAGAAGAGGAAAUUUUCUUUUACAGCCUGGCCUCUCAGAGUGAAAUCCCUGCUGACAACACUUCUGUCCCGACACUGAAGGCAAUUUUGUGUUUCCCUUACACACCUGCCAUUUGCGAGGAAGGCCUCCGAAAAGGGACGGAACAGAAAAAGAUGGAGAGUAGUCCUGAAAGCAGGAUGCUCAUUGGCAGGUUUGUUCAGGCAGGGCAAGGAGACAAAUUACCCUUGGAGCAGGAGAUCAGAUCCAGCCAGGGUAUUAGGGGAGGGUGAGUAAUAGAAUAUCACCCAUGGAGAGACCACCCAGGAAGGAGACACAUGAUGCAGUCAACAAGCAGAAUAUAUGAACCGGUAGUUCUGAGCUAGUGACAUGGGAAACCUGAGGUAGCACCACCCCCAGCAGUCACAGUCUACCUUCCCAGAAUACCCGAGAAAACAAGACCUUUGGAAUCAGUAUACACCCUCCCAACUUUUCCUACCUCCACUUGCCUCUUCCCUAAGGCAAGAAAAAUAACUCAAGUGUCCCAGGACCCUGGUCCUGUACUGAGGAUGUAACCGACCAAUGCUGUGCUACAUCAUGGGCUCAACAGAUAUUGAGUCAAAUAGAGUCCCAGAGAUCACCUGGCCUCAGAGUAGGAGGAUGGUUUGAAGUCAGAUCCCUGCUGGAGAAAGACUCCUCCAGCCCAGUUUCAGUGUUAUCAUUGUCGUUUGCAAAAUCAAGAGUGGGAGAAGAAGGGAAGGGGGAAGGACAGGUGACAGCUGACAGGAAGGGACUUCAUCGGACCUGUUGAAGUAUCUCCCCAAAGCCAGGAGCAAGCAUAGCUAGACCUUGAUGAGCCCCAUUUGUUCUACCCCAUGGGUCACGGAACUGAGGAAAUGGAGCCUUAAUUUGUUAAUAAGCCCAGCUCUUUGCCACUUUCCCACCCCUUUGAUCAGCUAUGCCGUGGCAGAAUUCAUCACUGUGAAGCUCAAGUCCCGAUAGUCUAAUGAGAAGAGGGCAGCAGACAGGGGAGGCUCCAGCAUGCAGGUGGUGUGUAUUAAUCCCAGGAACAAAAUCGUGUCGGCUUUAAUGUCUGUUUGCUUUUAUCUGGGAAUGAAAACGCACCUCUGUUACCUGGACUCUUUAUACUGAGCAUUUUGGGAACAGCCAUGGCAUGCAAACACGUAACUAUUGAGGGUUCUUUUCCCCAGCAGAACGAGCUGUCAGAAGAUGAAGUAAAGAGGUAGUAUCUAUCUGUAAAGGCAGAGAAUCAGCCCGCGGGUUUUAGGUUAAGACUCCAGCACUCCUGUGGGAAAGGGAUGGGGGUGGACAAGAAGGUAGCCUCUGCCCUCUGGAAGGAUUCCUUGGAUAGAGGGGAGGGCUAAAGGCAUUCAAUAGUAUCCAUGAGUCACAUAGCCUAGUAAAAUGCAUGUGUUCACCUUUGGAGGCAAAAGCGCAUCCAUUCUGGCUGUCAGGGAAUGCUGGGGUGUGGCUCUCACCACUAUGCAAUUUCCAUGAUACAAAGGAGCCCUGGAGGGAAUAUUGAUGGCACUCCCACAGGAAUACCCCUGAGGGUGGAAACAGAGCCUAAGUUUUGGGGAAAGGAAGUUAGUCAUGGCACCCAAGUGAAUUGCUUGUAAAGGAAGGAAGAGAUGUUGACCAAGAAGGCAAUGGAGAUGGAGAGGGAACACGUUGAUUAGGAGCGACAGUAGGGGGAGCAACCAAGAAGCGAGGGUACUGCUCUGUGUUUACACUUACAUUCAUGUGUCAAAGGAAUCAUGGGUAAGUGUAACCAUGUAACCACAGAGGCAGUCACUGCAAUGGUUUUACAAGUCAGAGCCCCUUGAAGUGGAUGACAGAUCAAUCUACCUACCAGGUUUCCAUAUGAUCUGCUUCCGAGAAAGAGCUGUUGGUGCUCUGAGCUGGACGGGCAUGGCUGGGGAUUGGAGCAAACUAGGUGGAGAAUAGAAAGAAGAAAGCUUAUAUAGAUGCUGGCUGUACCCAAGGAAACCUAUAGUUACUAGAGCGGAGUUUGUUAUGUUAUUGCGUGGGCAUUGUAAUGUAUGUAAGGAGGAGUCAUAAUGAUAUGAUGGGCCAUUAGUUUAAGGAAUUAGAAUAUUAAGUAUAAGAUACCAGACAUAACUAGAUGAAGGGAUACUGAUAAUAUAUAUGUAUGUACAUAUAUGCAUAUCUAUAAGGUGGAAAUGAAAUUUAUAAAGAGAGGUCAUUAGUCCCAACAAAUUUUAAUCCUCCAGAAGCCUUAGGUUAUUCUUAUUGUUAUUUGCUUUUAGCUCUCAAAACCCUGGAAAAAGCACCUGGAACACAGCAGAAGUCGUAAACAUUUGGAAGUGAAGCAUGUAGCUUGUCCCUACUUGGUGAAGACAGAUCACAAAAACCCAUAUUGACUGAGCCAUACAGAAGCAGGUUGACCACACACUUCUCCUAGCUUACAGAAGCCUUUGUGGUUUCCCAUUACUCCACACAGUACUCAGACAGCUACAGACUCUUGGUCUGGAUCUCUGGCAGUGAACAGUGACAGUGGCUUGCACACAUUUAGAACUCUCUGAAUAACACCCGCAAUGCUGUUUCUGCAGGAUAGAGUCUGCCCACCCUACCAUUGUCUCUGCCUUUCCCUAUGGACUUGAUAGGUACUAUUGAAUCUGCCGUCUUCAGUCAUGAUGUUGGGAUAAAAUAUAAAGAUUCUGGGUGCAGCCAAUCCCAGCCCCUUCUCUCCUCCCAGCCCUAGAGAUGAUGCCACCAUUUAAAAACCUUGUGUGAGAAGCCUGUUUGUUUGAGCCUGUUGAGCCUGUUCCUCAACCUCAGUGAUGGGAAAGACCUGAGACAGACAGGCUGCUUGCUCUACUGGAGCCUCUCUGGGGUCCACCCUGCAGAGAGACAGAGCACCCUCAUUUAUGGAUCCCCCCUUCCACCCACUCCUGACUGGGCAGUGGCCAUUAGGCCUGUGCAGCUGGAGUGUCUAUAGCCAGAGCCAGCUUCACCUGGGGACUGUCCAGCAUGUUCUUGGCACACAUGUUCUGAGCCACUUCAGCUGUCUCCAAGAAUGAAUCUUUUUAGUCUACAAAUGUAUUUACUUGGUUACUAUGCUACUCUGUGUGUGUGAGUCUGAUACAAUGCAAAAGCUUUGAAAUGUCUUAUUAAAAGGACUUAUGAGUUUAUAGAAAAUUGAAUCUAACUUCAGAACAGUGUGUUAUGUUGUCGGUCAAUAAGGUUGCCCAGCCACAGGGGACCCGAGGAAAACCUUACCCUCCCACUCCUUUCCUUGGUCCCUUCUCCCUGCCUAAUUGCCCUACUAGAGUCUAACUGAUGCAGAGUGAAGGAUGCUGAGAGUGUACAUGUACAUAAAGAUUUAAUAGAAAAAUAAACUCUGGGAGAAUCCGUUGAGUUUCUUCCCACGGCUGUGAUCUUAUCAUGCCCGAAUCCCAAACUCUAAAUUUCUAACAGUUUCGAUUCUUGCAGUUUCUGAGUAAUUUGUUAAAUGCCUAUUCAACACAGAACAGAUAUUUAUUUUCAGCCUUGGCUUGUAAAUGCCUACAAACUGAUUCAUGUUGCUGGUCGUUAUGACACUUCUGUGAAUUGGUGAAUAAAUAUGAUUUUAGAAUUUCAC
This is a messenger RNA of Alexandromys fortis (reed vole), 13124 nucleotides long. It is a transcript of the gene Clstn2, whose product is annotated as calsyntenin 2. Gene Ontology annotation, cellular component: postsynaptic membrane; cell surface. Gene Ontology annotation, biological process: homophilic cell-cell adhesion; positive regulation of synapse assembly; positive regulation of synaptic transmission. Bases 189 to 3068 code for a protein of 959 amino acids. The record is from RefSeq and is a predicted model, not a curated record. The transcript has 17 exons. Gene Ontology annotation, molecular function: kinesin binding; calcium ion binding; X11-like protein binding. Lineage: Eukaryota; Metazoa; Chordata; Mammalia; Rodentia; Cricetidae.